CCUCAAUAUUGUGAAAAAAUAGGAGCUAGCAGUAGGAGAGGUUCAGCAUUGGUAAAUCUUCAAAAUCUAAAUCAACAACAUCAGUCAGGAGUAGGUAUCGGCAGUAGUCGACAACUAGGACGUGGAUCUGUUCAACUUGGAGGAGGAGGAGGUGCUCCAUCAUCCAGUUGUUUGUCUCAGCAUUGCCAUUCUCUAUCUCAAAACGAAUUAAACAGUUCGGCCACGUCGAC
This is a messenger RNA of Amoebophrya sp. A25, 230 nucleotides long. Lineage: Eukaryota; Dinophyceae; Syndiniales; Amoebophryaceae. The record is from the annotation of a GenBank genome assembly.